Molecule: messenger RNA, 2103 nt
Organism: Drosophila serrata
Lineage: Eukaryota; Metazoa; Arthropoda; Insecta; Diptera; Drosophilidae
Gene: Snx17
Product: sorting nexin 17
Biological process (GO): endocytic recycling; intracellular protein transport
Cellular component (GO): early endosome
Molecular function (GO): phosphatidylinositol binding
Source: RefSeq, a predicted model, not a curated record
CCUAGUGGUGUUAGUAAGGCGAAAAUUUAACAAUUGAAUUCCGAGUUAAUUAACUUUGAGAGCAAUUGUCGCGGUCAGCAGUGGUGCAGCAGGCGAGGUCAACACAAUGCAGGUGUGAGCCGCUGGUCCGGCGCCGUCGCACAGCAGCACGAUGCACUUUUCCAUACCGGACACGCAGGAGCUGGGCUCCUCGCCCACCUACACAGCAUACAACAUACACAUCAACGGCGUCUACCACUGUCGAUUGCGCUACAAGCAGCUCCACUCGCUCAACGAGCAGCUGCGCAGGCACUGCGGGGGCGUAAAUCUGCCGGCGUUUCCCCCGAAACGUCUUCUGCCGCUGACCAACGGCCAGCUGGAGACGCGACGCAGUUCGUUGGAACAGUACCUGCAGAUGGUGGGCCAGGAUGGCCGCAUCGCCCGGUCCGCCCACAUGCAGCAGUUUUUGCAGCGCGCUCAACUGGAUACGGCGCUAGCCGAGGAUAUGGUUACUAGUGACUGCGAGGAGCAGCAGCUGGAGGUGCAGGUGUACACCAGUCCGGCGAGCGAACGCCUUCUUGUCAGUUGCAGUGUGCAGCAAAACGCCGGGGCGCUGCUUAAGGCCGUGUGCCAGGAGCUCCAGCUGCCCGAGGAUCUGACACGCUUCUUCUGCUUGUUCCUUGUGCGUCGCAUGCGAAAAACAGAUGAAAUUCAUCUGGUUCGCCGACUCAUGGACUUCGAGUCUCCGUACAUAACGCGCCUACACGUUCAGCCUUGCGACUUGCUGCUGCGUACCUGCUACUGGGACUCUGGACUGGACGCCAAGUUGACUGGAAGCAAGGUGGCCCUUAACCUACUGUACAACCAAACAGUGGCUGAUGUGAGCCGCGAGUGGGUGGUAAUCUGUUCGCCAGGCGUGGGCCGCCAGCUGAGUAGCCUACAGCAGCAGGGAAGAUCUCGAGAGUACAUGGAAUUAGUGCGCCAGUUGCCCUCGUACGGGUGCCUGCAGUUCGAUGAGGCAGAGGUGGACUAUCCAGAACCGAAUACGAUGGCGCUUGUUAGCAUUGGCAACAAGGAGCUAAGCCUACGAACUUCACGCGGCGCCAAGAUCUACGAGACCAAGUUUCGGGUGACUAGGAUGCGGUCGUGGCGCGUUAGCGUCACUCACAACCCUCUGGAGGCGCGUCUGGAACCCACACACCUGCAGCUGGCUUUCGAGUAUCUGAUUGCGAAACAGACGCUGCGAUGGAUAACCAUCACAAGUGGCCAGGCUAUGCUGAUGUCGGUGUGCCUGCAGGCGAUGGUCGACGAAUUGCUCAACCGAGGAGGAGCCGGAAAGGCGGACCCCAGCAGCGACGAUGAACAUGAUCAGCCGGCAGUCACCUCUUCCUCAUCCACGCCCAGCUCAACGUCCUCUACAUCGACAUGGGCAUCUUCCACAUGCUCGGCGUCUACAGCUUCUUCAACGCCGCCAGUUAGGUUUCUAUCCGAAGACUUGGCCCCCAGGUCGAAGCAGCAGCCCAGGUUCACGUCCCGGACAUUCGGAGCUGUAUUCUUCCGCAACGACGGGGCAGACAAUGGAGCACGGGUGUCUAACGAGGCGUUUGAGGGUAUCGGAGAUGAUGACCUAUGAAUGUGCUGAGGCAAUUGCCAAAACGAAUGCUUUUCUGAGAGAUUAGAGGAGCCGCCAAACUAGUUGUAACUCCAAGUGCAGGUGUAUGUGCAUAUACAGAAUAUUAACUCAUUUUAUGUAAUUAAGGUUAAAGAUUUUAUAUGUGUGUUAUAACCAGACUACUCCCCCUCUCUGCUACUUUCAAGUGUUACAAAACCUUAUCAAAGGUUGGCGUAAUGUGUCCUUUACUCAAUGGUAGUGCAGACGAGUGGCGGAAUGAAGGAAAUUAAUGCUCAAGAUAUAUGGCUCGUUUUACCAGCAUUAUUUAUAUGUAUCUACAUGUUGAAUUAUUGUAAAUGAUCUGUAAAUGGAAUUCUUAUGACACAUUUUAACUUCUUUUUUAUUAUUUCUUGUAUUGUAAUAUAUGUACGUACGUAAAUUACCUUACUUUAGCGAUAGCGAAAUAUGUUAUGCAUUUUAAAAAAUAAAUGUACUGUACUAUGGUAAAUGUA